Iphiclides podalirius (scarce swallowtail) is the source of this 1134-nucleotide messenger RNA. The record is from the annotation of a GenBank genome assembly. NCBI's taxonomy places the organism in Eukaryota, Metazoa, Arthropoda, Insecta, Lepidoptera, Papilionidae.
AUGGAAUCUUUACUAAAAGAAAAAGGUAUUCCCGUUCAAGACGCACUUGAAUUUAUUAAACAACCCGAGGUGACAGAAAGAAUUAAUAUUAUUGGACCCUAUGAACAGCCACUUCCACUAGAUGAAAACCAUCGUGACUACAAGAGUAAACCUUGUAUGACAUUAACAAAUGAAAAUGUCCUGCUGGAGGGUAUUUCUCAAGCACAAGUACUAACAAAAACCAUAAUAGCUCAACAUAAAUUACCCAAUAGAAUAGAAGAACUGGCAGAGAUUUCAGUACCAAAAACUGUCCAUGAAAGUGUGAAAAAGGCAAUUUUAUCAGCAAAUGUGUUUGAUUGUGAACAACAAAAAUUACCUAAAAUUAAAGAUCCUUUAAGACCAGCAUACAAUUUUCCAAGGAUAUUGGGGAUAUCUGACAGGAGACGCAACCAAAUAAUUACCAAUAAACUGUUGCAGCUUGUUGAAAAAUGUAGUGAUUUUGAAUUGUCUCAAACAAGAUUUGUUACAAACGAUGUUGAGACUAAAACAGUUUUUAACAAAGAAGAUGAUCUCAUACAAUUCCAUAAUAUAUCCAAUAUACUAGUAACUAGUGAAAAGCCAUUGAGUCAUGACAUAAAAGAAAGAGAUAUUCCAUUUGCUGAAAUACCAGACCUUUAUCCUAUAAAACAUACUAUAACUUUACCACCUGAACAUUUUUAUGAACAAACAAGUAUAUACCCAAUCCAGAAAAGUUUCACCAGGAAACACCCUCACACAACUUGGUUACACUUCAACAGAACAGAAGUCAGCAACAUUUAUGAGACACCAGUAACAGACCUGCAAAUUGAGGGCAGGGCAUUAACCCAUGCAUUUACUGUGGCUUCAUCAUAUGCAAAACAAAUUCACGGUGAAGAAGUUCAAGACCUGCCAGAACCAAUUUUUGUUAAUUGCAUACAAACUGAUGGACAGAAAUACCACUUUGGUGUCUUGAAAUUAAACACAUUAAAUGUUGAUGGUGUUGAUGGUACAAAAAAUGAGUGGUAUUGCAAAAACAAUAUCAAACUGUAUGACCGGAGUGGUUACUUCAAUGGCAUGCCUGUCUUAGAAAACUACAACCCAAAAGUGUAUGGCUAUAUUAAUGCUUUUUACAAUUGC